CAUUACACAAGUAGGUACGGAUUUGUGGGGGCUGAUUAUUUUCAAGCAGCGAGGACAGGAACAGAAGAAAAGCAUAAUCGAAAUUUCUGUGUAUUACAUUUAUAAUUAUUUUGAUUAAAAUGUAUAAUUACCCACCUUAGAACUGUCAUAACGUUGUAUUACACAAUUGCUUGAAAUACGAUGUUGUGUCUGUGCGUGUGUGUAAUGAACAUCUGUAACAUUUAUUUACAUAUGAAAAGGAAGUUAUUAAACUUAGGAUAGAAUUAAUGAAAUCUUUUCAAAUUUGACAGAAUUAUUUGAGCAUCCAAAAUGAAGAAACUUUUUUCAAGGUUUGAUGCUCGUGGAGACCAAUCUAGCAAAGAACCAAAUACUUUUAUCGGAAAAGUAUUCACUGUUGGACGUUUUACUGUCACUGUUGAAGAUAUAAUUGCAGAAGGAGGUUUUGCAAUAGUAUUUCUUGUGAGAGGAUCUAACAAUGUAAAAUAUGCAUUGAAAAGAAUGUUUGUAAAUAAUGACCAUGAUUUAAAUGUGUGCAAAAGAGAAAUUACUAUAGCAAGCAGCUUAAAAGGACACAAAAACAUCAUAGGAUUUUUAGAUUCCAGUAUCAAUCCUGCUGGAGGAGGUGUUUAUGAAGUUCUAAUGCUUAUGCAUUACUAUAGAGGUCAUGUAUUACAAUUAAUGAAUGAACGACUUCAGACAGGAUUCACUGAAGGAGAAGUAUUGCAAAUAUUCUGUGAUGUUUGUGAAGCAGUUUCGCGUCUUCAUCAUUGUCAGACACCUAUAAUUCAUAGGGACCUUAAGGUAGAAAAUAUUCUUCUUAGCGACAGUGGGAAUUAUGUGCUCUGUGAUUUUGGAAGUGCUACUGCUAAAGUUAUAAAUCCUCAGUCAUAUGGUGUUACUCAAGCUGAAGAGGAAAUCAAAAAGUAUACUACACUGUCUUACAGAGCGCCUGAAAUGAUAGAUUUAUACUGUUCCAAGCCUAUAACGACCAAAGUAGAUAUUUGGGCUUUAGGAUGUCUACUAUAUAAGCUUUGUUUUUUCUCUCUGCCUUUUGGUGAAAGUGCUUUAGCUAUACAGAGUGGAAAUUUCAGCAUUCCAGAUAAUUCUCGUUAUUCAAAAAAUGUUCAUUCCUUAAUCAGGUAUAUGCUAGAAACAGAACCUGAAAAACGACCAGACAUCUUUCAAGUUUCCUAUGUAGCAUUUAAAAUAGCAGGAAGGGAGUGUCCUGUUUCCAAUUUAAAAAAUACAGCCAUUCCAGAUAUUGAUAAGCUACCUUCUCCUCAAACAGAAAGCGAGGCUAAAAAAGCUACUGCUAAACAGCAAAAACCAGCAUCUACACCUGUGAUUGAAGGGACUUCUGUGGCACCUCGACAACGGCCCAAAGGUUCCCAAGCGCCGUCUGGUGUGGGGAGCUUAACUCUUUUGCCCCAAACUACUCCUGUUACUGGUAAAAGAACACCCACAACACCGCAUGAUGUGGCUAACUCAGCAACUUUACUUCUGCCCCCUUCUGCUUGUCAGUCUCACAUAUCUUCUCCAAUAACUCCUCUGGGCUCUACAUCCCAAACCCUUUUAUCUAUAAAUCAGUGUAUAACUCCUACAACCCCUCAAACCGCCGUGUCUGCUCCAUCUCUUAUCAGCCCCUUUUCCCAGAAAACCUUUCUUGUGCCUUCACCAUCUUCUGUCUCUACUGCAGCAGCUGUUUUGUCUUCGCCGGACUCUUCCUCUCAACUAGUCAACCGUCGGAAGUCGUCGACCGAGGUACCCGUGCUGGAAGGUCCUGUGGCUGUCACUACUCCUCAACUCUCGGCGGCAGAGGAGCAUCGCUCUUUCUUGGCUGCAGCCUCCAUUCCGGAAAUAACUCCCCAUAAUUUAGUCUCUGUUACUCCUCCACCAUCUCCUACACCGAGUCAGCACAGUCACCAUAGGAGAAAUGCUAGUGAUACUUCUGCCUUUGAUAAAAAUGUUGCAAAGGAGAUUACUCAAUUUUUAACUCCUUAUGAGACGUCUCAAAAUCAUUCAUUAGUUAUGAAUGAAACUCUUCCUUCUGCAGCAACUCAAGAGAAACAUUUAAAUGAUCUAUCACAGUGGAAUCCCUUUGUAAAUGCAGUUACAACCCCUAGUAAUUUAGCAGAAGAUCAUGCUUUUGGUCAAGAAUUUGAUAAAAUUCGGCGUGGAUCCCAAAGUAGCAUUUCCAAUGUUAAAAGCAGGGAAAGUCUAGUCAUGAGUACAUCCGAUUUAUCUGAGUCGGAUCCAUUUGGUGCUGCUCCCUUCAGUCUUGGUUCUACAAAAGCAAGCAAAGGAUCCAGUCUGUCCCGACCAAAUCAACUGUCCUUAUCUUCCUCCGGCUUACCAGAUCAUGAUAUUACAAGCUAUGCCCCAUUGUAUUCUGAAGAAGCAGAAGUUGAACUACAAGUAAGGCAUAGACACAGCAGUGAGAAUUCUAGUGCCUCUCAUGAAGGUAGUCAAAGUGUUCAUAGCAGUCGCUCAGGGAAGGAUUUAUUUACAGCUUCUUUUACGAGAACGCCCGCUGAAGACCGUUCAAAAUAUGAAAAGCUUUUGAAUGAUGAACUAGAAUUAAAAUCACCCUGUGAAAUAAACAGUGUAAACUUAAUAUCAAAAAUUCCUCAACGUAUAACUGUAGAUGUAUGUGGUCCUUCCAAUAGUAUGUUAGAGUGUCCUACUGUGUUAGAAGAUAGCGACUCUAUUGGUUCUGCAAGCGAUCUUCGAGAGAGGGUCGAUUCUAGUGGGGAGGAAGAUUGUUCUUCAGCAAUAUCAGACGAUGAUAAAGAUGUACCAAACAGUUUACCACCAGAUCAAAAUGUGUGUUCAAGUGACUUUUCAACUGAUUUAGUGAGUAAUAAAUCCCCUGGCAUUAAAGACGCAUUGCAAGAUGUAUUUAUUGGUCAUACUGAAAGUGGUCGUCCUUUGCUUGAGGAGGACUCAUCAGAUGAUGAUCAGAAUGAAGUCUUAUUGUCUGAUAGUAGAAAAGGGAGUAAUUCAUCACCAUUGCUAGCUUCCCCAAUGACUAACAUCUCGCCUCCUGCUUCUCCUGGAGAGAAAAUAAGAGGACUAGAUGUUUUUGGUGCUGCACCUUUUAAAAGAUUAACCAGUCUUUCAAACCCAGCUAAAGCUCCAUUGCUGUCUCCAGAACGUAAAGAAGUUGAUGUCUUUGCUCAGGCUCCUUUCAAGAUUCCUUUUAAAAGUCAAAAAGAAAGCUUCAAGAACUCAUUAAAAAAAAAAGGUACCCAACAUGAAAAUUCCAAAAAGAAUGAAGUGCUUCGUGAAAAUAUUACACACCCUAGUGAAAAUUUCAUUAAUACUCAUGCAUUAUUACUGCCUGAUGUUGUGGCAGGUAUUGAACCUAUUGCAAGAAAAAAUGUGCCCUGUGUUAAAUAUAAUCCACAUGAUAGUAAUUCUCCAAUCACUACGUCAAUAUCACCAUUAAUUUCUUCUACCGAUCUUUUUGGAUCAGCUCCCUUUAAUGAAAUUACUGAUAACAGCUUGAAAUCGACUCAGACACCAAGUGCUAGUUCACAAGUGCUUCCUGGACCAACACAAGUCAGCAACAUAGUAAUAACUUAUCAGAAACAAGUAAUACCUCCUCAGACUGAGACUCCAGCUCCGAUUCCUCCGCCUUCUUCAAGCAGUAGCAUAAUUCGACGAAAGUCGAACCAAGAUUUAUUUGGUGCUGUUCCUUUCAGUGCAGUUGCACCUGCCUUGGCUUCUCAGAAAAAACUUCCUCCUCCUGUUGCUCCAAAACCCAAAAUUAGCACUCGACCUAAUACUGUCGAUUCUGUUCCUAGUUCAUCCUAUUCAAGAUCCAUAACUGACAAUGGAAACAUUUCACGAGAUUCUUCUGGUUCGUUCAGUUCUGAGUCUUGUGAAGAGUCGAAAUUAACCACUUCCUCUGACAAAUCAAAGUAUAAAGAAUUGAUUGAAGAUGACAGUCUGGCUCAUGAUGAAAAUGUAAACGUGUUGAUGUCACGGCAUUAUACGCAGCUGAAACCCGUAAAAAGAUCAAGGCACUCAAAAAAGAAAGAAGCUAAAGAGAAGAUGAGCAGCACCAAUGCUUUUGCCAAUAUGAGUUUCGAAGAUAUUGUCAGUGAUGAUGAGUCUCAGUAUACCCAAUCGUUCCUUAGAGACAGUAGCAUCAAAAGAACAUCCAAUUCUUUCAGAAUCGCUAAAAUCAAUUAGGUUAUAUAUAAAGAUGUAAUUUGUAAAUGAAAUUAUGUAUUUUGUAGAGUAUCUAAUUGUUUAAAAUAAAUUUAUUACUUUCAGUUUAGUCUUUUAAAGUCUAUCAAAAAGAAUUAUAUGCAUAUUUAUCACUUGUUUUAAUUAUUUGCAUACUAUAAGCAUUUGUUGUCCAAAUCUUGGCCUUAAAAUUUAGAAAUAUAGGCCUAACUGUCGUACAAGUAUGCUGACUUGUAUCAAAAAACUAUAUAAAUAUAUAUAUAUCAUACAGGGCUGUAGACAACUAAGUUGUGAGACCCUUAUAAUAAAGAAAUAUUCUUGCA
Uloborus diversus is the source of this 4517-nucleotide messenger RNA. Its product is annotated as AP2-associated protein kinase 1-like. The record is from RefSeq and is a predicted model, not a curated record. The coding region runs from base 310 to 4197 and encodes 1295 amino acids. Gene Ontology annotation, biological process: protein phosphorylation. Lineage: Eukaryota; Metazoa; Arthropoda; Arachnida; Araneae; Uloboridae. Gene Ontology annotation, molecular function: protein kinase activity; ATP binding. The transcript is spliced from 16 exons.